Messenger RNA from Phragmites australis (common reed), 2641 nucleotides. RefSeq lists its product as uncharacterized. The coding region runs from base 828 to 2402 and encodes 524 amino acids. Lineage: Eukaryota; Viridiplantae; Streptophyta; Magnoliopsida; Poales; Poaceae. The transcript is spliced from 12 exons. The record is from RefSeq and is a predicted model, not a curated record.
AGGCAACAACCAAAUCCCCUUGUUCUCACCUACCCUCACUGCUCCCCCUCUGCUCCCACACCUAAUAAUACUCUACUCAUUCGGUCAUUCUCACAUCUCCUCUGGCCAAAAAAUGAAAAAUCCUUUCAGCACAGGGAUUUGGUGCUUGUCCCCAGCCUCUCCCUCUCAGCUUCUGAUGCUACUACUACUAAUCCAACGAGUAUUAUAGCCAAACAACCAUCAUCUCUCGAUCCUGCUGUUGCUGAUUCGACCGCAGUGGUUUGGGAAUCAAUCGGUCGAUCGCUAGCCUUUCCCUGUUCCUUCGGUUAAAGAAUUAACAGCGGUGGGGCAGAAGGAUUGAUGCCAUUGUUUGAUUCUUCUUUCUCUCGUUCUCUCUUCCUGUUCCCUUUGCCUCCUUUUAAGCCCUGCUUUUUUCUGGCCGUCUUUUCCAUUCCCAUUUGUUUUGGCGGCUGCUGCGCUAGCUUUCCUCUGCCUCAUUCGCCUCCAGGGCUAUCUCCACUCCCUCUUGCCUUUCAGCCCACAUUCACCAUUCUUAUACUAGCACCAUUGUGAGCAAACGAUUAGUCAUCUUCUCCAUGAUCCGUAGUAGCCUGCUCUGCUAAUCUGCUUCUCCUCCUUGUUGCCCUUGCCGUUGAUAUCCAAGCGUUGGCCUUUUUCCAUUGCAUGAGCAAACGAGCUCAGUUCUUCAGAGAACCUGCGCACUGAGCUCCCGCCGCCCGGACAAAGCUGAGCCACGGCGCCUUUCUUGCUUUCUAUAUGGACAGCUCACUCUUCCCGGCAGUAACAGCUCAAGGUUCUCGGUGAGGGGAGAGAAGGUUCAGGCAGCGAUGGAGAGGGAGUCAAGAUCAGGGGUGUUCUCGGAGACGGCGUCCUGCGCCGCCACGCCCAGGUCCGCUCGCUCGUCUUGCAGUCUCCAGCAUCGGUACUCUUCACGGAGCAUUCUGAAGACACAUGGAGGUGCACUAGACAUGUCACCGCGAUUCUCCUAUUGCAAGCCUACCACCCAUAGAGAUAAGAUGCUCCACAGAAGGCACUCACUUAACUUGCCAGAGCAAUUGCCGAGUCAUUGCUCCAGUAAAACAACAGAAAGAACCCAAAAGGCGAGCUCAAAGUCUGUUGCAGAUUUAGUUGGGGAGAUUGCCGCUCUCGAGCAGGAAGUUAUACGCAAGGAACUGCAUCUCCUUUCCCUCUAUAGAAGAACAUUUGAUCAAUAUCUUUCUGAAUCCUGCAGUUUCACAAGCGAGGUGGAUCAAGAAACACUGAAAAAUAUCGAUGAGGGCGCGCUCCGUUUGAGGGAUAUCAAGCAUUCCGCAGCCUUCAACUUGCCAGCCGUCUCAAAUUCUGAGGUAUCAAAAUCAGGUUCAAGGCAUUCCAGCCUUGUUAACUUCUUGAGUGCUUCUAUUUCUGACUAUGUACCUAAGAUUUCAUGCAAAUUAUCGGAGGACAUUUUAAGCUGCAUCGCCUCUGUCUACUGCAAACUUGGAAGCAUGCCAUCGCAAGAUGCAGACUGCAUGACUUCACCAAGUCCUUCUGUUUCAUCUUCAAGUACUUUUUCUCCGAGGCACCGCAAUGAUAGCUGGAGCCCUCGGUUCAACUUUGAUAGCCCUCGCCAAUAUGGAUUCCAGAAAGAGAGGAAUGAACAAAGCAUAGGCAUGGUUAUUGUUCCGAGGAUACGUAUAGAUGCUGACAAGUUUGAUUAUGCCUCAAAAAUGCUUGAGACUGUCAGGUCCCUGAUACAGCGCCUCGAGAGAAUUGACCCAAUGAAGAUGACACAUGAAGAGCAGCUCUGCUUUUGGAUCAACAUCCACAAUGCUUUAGUGAUGCAUGCUUUUCUGGCCUAUGGUCCACAUGACAAACGCAUGAAGAGCACAGAUAUGAUUUUGAAGGCUGCAUAUAAUGUGGGUGGCCAAUCAGUGAAUGCUCAGACUAUUCAGAAUUCAAUUCUCGGAUGUCAAUCCCAUUGUCCCUCAUUGUGGGUUCGCUCGCUAUUCACACCGACAAAAAGGUCCAUGGCAGGGAUGACCAGGCACGCCUAUGCUCUGCACCAUUCAGAGCCGAUUGCGCAUUUCGCCCUCUCGACCGGGGCAUUUUCGGACCCGCCUGUCCGGCUGUACACGGCCAAGAAGAUACAUCACCAGCUGGAGGUAGCCCGGACCGAGUUCAUCCAGGCCAACGUCAUGGUGAGGAAGCAGGUCCUCCUGCUGCCCAAGGUCCUGCACUACUACGCCAAGGACGCCGCGCUGGAGCUGCGGCACCUGGCGGAGCUGGUGUGCGAGAGCAUGUCGGAGGCCCAGGACAAGGAGGUCCAGCACUGCCUCAGGAGGAGGAUCGACAAGUGCGUCGAGUGGAUGCCGUACAAGUCGUCCUUCAGAUACGUUGUACAUAGGGACUUGGCUGAGUAGGCAUGCUCCACCGGUUUUCUCUCCUUUUUUGGUUGGUCUUUCUCCAUUCUGGAUGCGUCGUUGCAGCUUACAAGUGUAAGUAGUGAAGCUAAGAUGACCCGUAAACCACUGGUGUGUGUGCGUGUGUAAAUACAGGUGUGGGUGUGGCUGUGAAUUGUGAUAGUUUUGAGUUAGGGCCGGUGGCUUGAAACACUGUACCUUUUUUCUUUGUGGUUGUGCAUUGGGAUUGAGAUGAUGAA